This is a messenger RNA of Myotis myotis, 1792 nucleotides long. RefSeq names its product proline rich 29 (gene PRR29). The record is from RefSeq and is a predicted model, not a curated record. The transcript is spliced from 5 exons. The coding region runs from base 179 to 793 and encodes 204 amino acids. NCBI's taxonomy places the organism in Eukaryota, Metazoa, Chordata, Mammalia, Chiroptera, Vespertilionidae.
GGGGUGGGGGGCGUCCUGGGAACCCCACGUCCUUGGAGGUGGAGAAAGGAGAGCUGAAGGCAGCGACUUAGGGCAAACGCCCCAGGAGUCCCGAGCGGGUGGGGCGGGACCUGCGGUUGCCAGGGAGGAGACUUUGGCGUCGCGUCACCAAGGUAACCCUGACCGGAGGAAGCCGGCCAUGGCCUCUGGGCCUGGAGGGAGCUGGGGUCAUCCCGCACCGCAAAGGGCAGCCCCCGUGCCCUGGGUGAGGGUUCUGCAGCCCUUCCCAUGGGCCGUCCCACCGCCACCCCCGCAGCCAGGACGUGUGAAGGAAGACGUGAUGGAGCUGAUGCUGCUGCAGAACGCACAGAUGCACCAGCUGAUCCUGGGUCGCCUGGUGGCAGCAGUGCUCAGCCCCUGGCCCGCCUUCUCUGGCCCGCAGGUCCACAUGGAGGGUCUGAAGGAGGAGAGUGAGGAGGAAGAGGAGCUGGAAGCCCAGGAGGAAGGGCCUCUGGUGUUCCACCACCACUACCUGCCCUGCCCAACGCCCGCUCUGGGCCUCCAGCCUCCCUGGCCAGCGCCUUUCCUUCCCCCUCCGCCACACCAGCCCCCCUGGCAGGAUGCACCCAGGAUCCAGCAGCGCCCUCCUGCCAGGAAAAGGGGGGUGAGAGCCGUGCCCCCACCCCCACCCCCCAGUGCCACAGGGACUGUGGGUGCGGAUGUACCCCCGGCUUCAGGUAGGGGCAGGGGGUGUGGGCAGCAGGCGCCAGGCCUAGGGAUGGGUCAGGAGGCUAGGGGGGUCGUCUUCCCCUGAGGGUGGGGGUACUGUCACUGCUGCAGGCAACUGGCCUGUCCCCUUCCCUUUCCCUCCUUGGGGUCCACUGAGGCAGGAGGGAGUCAAGAUGAGGGUGCUGUCUCCCCCCACCCAGAUUACUAUGACGCUGAGAGCUUACUAUGAAGACAGACGCUGGCCCAGGGACCCACACCAGCUGCACUGCGAGGCUGGAUACAGCCCCCCGAGGGCCCCUCUGGUGCUCACAGCCACACCUGACAGCCCUUCUCUGCCUAACCCCAACCGGGCCCUCCCCUCCAGGGUGAAUCAGUCUCCUCUCCUUCCCAUUAAGACCUUGAGCCAGCCCCUCUCUUCUCUGGAGUAAGCUCAUUAGGUUCUUCACUGUUCAAGGCCCUCGACCCACGUGAACACCCACCUCUGCCCCACUGUUUGCUUCCCGGGCGAGGGGGAGGCUGGGAACCAGAGCCCCCCCAGACCUCAGUCCCUCACCCCUCUCUCUGGGAAGGCCAGGGCUGCGGGGUCUCCGCUUGGCCUAAUAAUGGAGCAGGAGGCCAGAGAAGACUGGUUUUGUUGUCCACAGCUCUGUAAAGGCCAAGAUGCAAAAGAAUCCUGACGGGGAGGGUCCUGGAGCUGCGCCAGAUCCCUGGGGGCCCCACCCUCCACUCCACCAACAGGAAGUUGGCUCUGUGGCCGUGUCCUGCUCCGACAGGGAGUGGCCCCAGUUCCCGAGGGCCGUGUGGGAACAGAGUGUCUCUGCCCGGCCAGGCCAGGGCACACCGCCCCAACCCCACCGAGGAGGCUCUUGUCACUUGGCCGAUGAGGGUGGGUGCCCGGUGCUGAGGCUGGUCAGCAUGGGGGCGCCCCAGGGCUGGGCUGGCCCGAGGCCUCUGUGAAGCAGAGGGUGGAGGGACACUGAGGAGGCUUCUAGGGAGAGAAGUGUCGGCCCGAUGCGUCACCUUCCUGGCCGCUGAGUACUCUCCCAGGAGGAGACGCGAGGCACAGGGUUAGGUCCAGGCGUUU